Amoebophrya sp. A120 is the source of this 7907-nucleotide messenger RNA. NCBI's taxonomy places the organism in Eukaryota, Dinophyceae, Syndiniales, Amoebophryaceae. The record is from the annotation of a GenBank genome assembly.
AUGAAGUUGAAGCUGAUGAAGAUCGUUAUUUUUAUUUAGAUCAAGCUGAGAAGGUUUAUGUGAGCCUCAGUCCACAGAGUAUUCUUGAAGCGAUCUUCUAUGCUUGUCGUGCCCUGAAAUCAUGUUUCCUAUGGAACACCUUCGAUGGAAUUUACUUUUACUCUGCAGCGACAGAAUUUUUUUUGUUGUGUCUAUGAUUGAAAAGUUUUUGUUAGGUAGAUCUGCUUCGGAACAAAGCAGAGCAAAAGCAAAUUUGAAUUUGUAGUUAUUGUAGUUUGACUUUUCUGGCCCUCAUUGUCAUUUUCACCAGUGGUAAUUUUUCAAAAGUUAUUUCGCCAUGCCCUGGUAUUUUGGGUGUCGUGAAAAGUCGAUUUUUUCGAAUCGGCACUAGCUGGAGGAGGGAAUCGAUGGUUGUUACGGAUAGUCCUCUCGGCGGAAAACAAACUAAAGCGGUAGGAGUUUAGAUGCCAUCGAAUAAUAUCGAUAGUUCCUUCUAUUAUACCUGCGACGCGGAAGCGGGCUAAACCCAAGAGUGUUACCAGAAGUCCAGGCGCGCGCCGCUAAGAAAAUAAAAACUUCUGCAAUGAGCCAGAUGUCGAAGUCAGAACUACAACAGCGGGAGAAGCAACCGGUGGAGAAAACCCAACUCCAGCUGCGAGGGUUGGAACAAGUCACCGCUAUUUUGUUGCUUUAGAUAGUCCGGCCAUCUUCAUAGCCGGUAUCUGAGCCAGGGGGAAGUAUCUCGAUCCCAGGGGUUUUUACCUCACAAGGCAGCGACUACACGACACGCACAGUGGUUGUUCAGUUCUGGCGAGUCUCUUCAGAUACAACAGCAGGGUACUGUUUACCACUGACUGCAAUAUCACAGCGACGUCAACACAAUCAACAAGCAGAGACACACAAACGCUGAAAACCAUGCCGAAGAACCGCGAUAUAGAUAAGCGGGUACCGAAGAACCCGCCCCAACAGAUCAAAAUCAUUGUGGACAACUACAAUGACGCGACCAAUCUCGUUGCCCACCGGCGGAAUUCCGUCGAUUCUAGUCGCGGGGGAGGCGACGUGCAAGCGCCACCGCGUGACAACUACACCACGCGGCGAGCGAGCAACGACCGAGACCAGAGGCGCGGCGGCGCGUCAAGCAGGGAAAGGAAUAUAAUCACGAGUAGCACAACUCGGGUUACUCUAGAACAAGCUGCACCUGCUCAGGACGAGGAACAUCACAACAAUUCGUCUUAUAACAGACGAGGUAAUAAGAGUGACAGCAGAAGCAGGACAAGCAAAAGACGGCGGACGGACAGAGGCGGCACGACUGGAAACGGCCACAAUAACCGCGGGAACAACAGGACAAAUGACAGCGGGUAUAAAAAUAACCACAAUAAUUCCUCGAACCGACGCAGGUCGACGUCCCGACGGAGUAGAUCGCGCUCUGGAGGAGGCUAUGCAUUGCAAAAAUGUCUGGGUCUGGAAGAAUACAAACUUGUGAUGCGCAUUUCAGAACACAGAAAAAUGUCUCAUGCAUAGGUAGCAAAAGCUGCCCACUUUCUGUCACCAAAAUAGUGGAUUUGUCAUGCCGAUUCGGCAUGGCGGAAGCUUCUCGAAACCUGUGACACUAGAGCUUCCAUGCCAGACCUUCUGUGUCAUGCAAAAACAGCAUGACUCUUCCAGACCCAGACACUUUUACAUUUGAUAGAGGCAGGAACAUCAACCACACCAGUACUGGUGCGGUGCUGGAAGCGAAUGACAGAACGAACAGCCGAAGAGGUGCUGGUGGCCGAAACGGAAACAACAGCAGCUACUACAACGAAAGCAACGAGAACCAUCGUAGUAACCGACGCGGGGGCGGCGAUCGAGAUAUUAAAGAGAAGGAUAAUUACAAAGAACAAACUGCUGCCAUAUCUCAUAUCCAGGAGCAGACUAGCAAAUCGAGCCGGGACAACCGAAGCGACCCGACAAGCAGUAGCAACAAAUCCGGGUCGAAGAACAACGAUAAUAGAUCACGACGUAGCAAAAACAGGUCCGAAAACCGGGAUAACAAGAAUAAGUUAGCCAAUGGUAACGUCGCGACCGGCUCGAGCAGUGAGAAUUACUCGCAUCACCCGUCUUCAAAAGCCGUCGGAAACAAAAGAGACCACCUCGUCGAGAGUGCAAAUGGCAACAGCAACAGCGCGGCUGGAGGAGGUGACCAUAAAGACGGAGGCAGAGCGACGAAAACGCCAGGCAAGGCCGAUCAUGGGGGCUCUUCUAACGCGGAUAACGAAAAGGGUGGAAACGCUGCAAGCGGGUCCUCGCAAGUACGAAUUGUGCCGCCCGCAGCAGUCCUGAUACCGAACAGCUCUGCGAAUGGCGGCGCGACUAGCGGGGGAGGUGCGCCCGGGAGCGGAAUCACUCUAAAGCCCAGAAGUAUAGUUUUGUUGUUGAUGAAGAUGACUGUGAUGAACAAUAGCCAUUUAGUGAUAUUACUGACUGAGAGUAUUUUUUUGGAUUUGGGAAGAAGUUUUUCAUGCUUCCUCAUUAAAACAGGUGCUGUUCUGCAAGAGCGGAAGGAGCAAAAUAAACCUGACGGAGUGAUUCUGAAACGCCGCGACGACAUCCAGCCUUCUUCAUCAAGGUACGUUCUUUGAUUUUGUCGAUGUGAGAACUGCAAGACCACAGUGAAGCUGCUUUGCUUUUCCGAUUUGAUUUUGCAUGACGACUUCUUUAAAAAAAUCCUGGUCGUGGAGUUUUUUCUUUAUCUUCAAAACAGCCAUCCGCCCGCCCUUCCCAACGGCGGCCCCCCAAACAGCCGGCUUGAACUCCGAUCCCGGCGUGAGGUGAUCGAAGAGAGACGGCAGGAGGACUACUACGGCGGCGGUCACAGUCACCGACACGACCAUUACAACAGCACAAGCGGCGAUAGCUACCACAACUAUAAUAACAACCCUGACGACGGAUACCAUGGCCGGGGCGGAAGCGGCGACCACCACUACUACAACGGUUACGACAACACCGGCAACGGUCCAGGAGGUAGCAGUUCUCACAACGGCGGCGGUGGUCCGCACAACAACUCCGCAGGAAGUCAUCAUGACAAUUACGGCACCAACAGUGUAUCUGGCGGCAACAUUCACCAUCCUGCGCAUUACAGCGACAGUAACCGCGGGGAGAAUAACUCGCAUCGCGGGGACGGGCAGCUUUCCCGGCACGGCAAUCAGAGCAAUCGCAACGACCGGAGCAGGAACCGACGGAACCGGAGUCGGAGGAACAAGAGCUCCAGGAAAAAUAACGGGAACAAUGGGAGUCGGAACGGUGGGGGUCGAGGAGCAAAUGUUGAUCACGGUGGAGCUGCCGCAACAUCCUCGAACAACAAUGCCACGCUCGGCAACUACAACAUAAACUCCGAGGUGGAUAACUUAUCCAGGUCCUCCAGGUCUCUAUCCCGCUCGAAGUCUUCCUCGUACAACAGCGACAACGAACAGAAUUCGGCGAGCAAAAAAUCCAGCUACAAUUCGGAUGACGAGGAAAACGCGAAUGAAUCGAGCGAUGAAGACGACGAGGAAAACGGUGGGGUUACCGUAAAAAAUAAUCACAAUAAACGGACGCGGGGUGGAAAAAACAAAGAGUCCAGUGGUUCAGAAAAGGAGGUACUUAUACGUACUUUAAUUUCUUUGCGAAAAACCAUAACCAUGCUGCUCUUGCUUGUGACAGACACUUAUUAUUUUGAAGUAGUUCACUUUUCGAGAUCAUGUAUGUGCUGCAUCUACAUUCACAUUCUCCUCUAUGACAUGUGAUGACUUUGACUACCUUUAUUUCUGAUGAGCUUCUGGACAACUUCGUUGGUGUUCACCUAUCAGGAAUCCCCGUCCCGUUCGCGGUCCGACGACUCUGCCUCGGAAUCCGACUCCAGUCCGGUCAGCAAAAAGCGAAAAAAACAGGGCUCCAAGAAGGCUUCGAAGCAAAACACCGGCGCCCAGGCCGCUUCUGUCUCCGCAGCUGGUGGCGGACAGCAGAACCAGCAGAGAGCCCCCGCAGGAGCCUCCUCGGUGGCCGCGGCCGCGCAUCCACUACAUCACCCCACGAUCGUGGCGCAACAACCGCAGCCCAAGCUCGUACAGUUACUCCAACAGCAUGAGAUGAAUUCCUCAGCGGCGUUGUACGCAACAUCAGCAACGAGGACGACCGCGACUACCGUGACGAAUCCUCCCGCGGCGACUAAUGCCCACGCGUAUCACCACACCAGUAACAUGACGCUGUCCACGGUGACACCAAAAUCAAACACGUUCAACAGCAACGUAAAUCACGGAAUGCUGAACAGUGGCGCAUCGGGCGCGUCCGGAAGCAACGCCAAUCAGGACGCCGUGGAAGAGAAAGUAAAAAUGAGGACAGAAUAAAAAUCGAUGAGUUGGCAGCUGAUAAUGCUGGAAAUAUCAAGCACAUAGAAAAUUUGAGUUUUUGGUGCAUUUGGAUUUGAAGAAGACGCUGUUGCAUGAUUGCGAGAAACAUGUGUGGGUCUGGUAUAGUUCCAUGCGGUAGCAUUACUUUUGAUAAUUCUCGUGCGUCAUCUUCUUUGUACAGGAACAAUAUCUACAUCAAGAGCCAUCAAACUUAACACUACAGUACGCGUCCGACCCGCGACAUAUCCUCUUAGUUUCGAACCUUCCGGACGACAAAUUUGACCAGCAGGUCGUAACGGAUCACUUCCAAAAGUUUGGCACGGUCAAAUCUGUCGAACUCAACCCGGAAGAGAAGACGGCGCUGGUAUUAUACUAAUAGUCCUCGUGCGACCACAGUCAUGCGCUCAAUGAUUCUUGCGCUUGCCUUGGCCAUGGUGCUGGAUCUUGAUCUCUGACUCUGUUUGUUACGCAGCAUGAUCUUCUUCACUGAGGAUUUAGAGAAAUCUGAACUCCUAUUCGCAUGUGAUGCUUUGUCAUCAAGAACCGUGAAGAUAAAAUUUUAUCGAAAACUCCAUUCUCGCAGAUUUGUUUUGACGAGUGGAAGUCCGUGGGCGCCGCGUGCCGCCAUAACGGGCUGCACAUAACUUUGAACGUGAAAGUGAUGGACCCGAAGAAGCAGUUUGCGUCGGCGGUGGACGGGGACCAGUUGGAUUCCGAAACGAAGCGCCUGCUGGAAAAGUAUACGGGGAUGCUGCAGAAGCUCAUGGCGCUGAUGGCCAAGUGCGGCGACGAGGAUUCCGCCAAGAAGGAACAGCUGAACGCAAAAGUCAUCAAGGUAGAAUAGUGGAGUUUUUCUCAUUUUUUGAUACUAGCGUAGAAUGCUGCAACCACUACUUCUAUUCGGAAUGAUUUGGUUGUACUUUCACUUUCACCAUCUUCACAAACAAGGUAGAAUGAUCAAGAUCCUUAUGUCGGGAUUGGAAUUGCAUCUUUGUGUUUGUCCUCUCAGGUGAAAGAGCAGAUGGCUGUGCUAACGGACGCUAAAAAAACCCGAGAGCAGCAGUGGGAGGAGCAAAGCACCAACGUGGGCCCCGGUGCCUGGCGCAACGGCGACCCCAACCAGAACUGGUGGCCCGGGGGCGACGUCAAUAAGGAGGACGAGGAGCAGGGACAGGAACAGGAGGGAGGGAACAAUGGGGAAGAAGGGAACACGAACAACCAGGACCAACAGGAUCACAAUAUUAGUGCUGAUCAGUAUAAUCAGGACCAGCAGCAGCAGCAAACCCACCAUGCUGAAGAGCGGGGGGAGCAACUACAGGGAGCAUCGCAGCAAAAUGCGGCCGCGACAGAGGACAACCAGCAAGAACAUCUUCAGAAUGUGCUGCCGACGAGGACGGCAGCAGGAGCAGAUGCUGCACAAGAAAACAGCAAUGUAGGAGCUGUUGCAGCUGCAGAGGAGGACGAGGACAUAUCCUGAGUAAAAACGUACCCACACCAUAGUUGUCAUGCAAAUCUGCAUGCUUAAAAUGUUUGUCAUGCGGAGCCCCAUGAGAAGCAUUUUCUAAGGGUGUUUUGAAAUUUGUCAUGCUCCAAUCAGCAUGAGAGACUAGAUCUGUAAUGCUGCUGAACUAGCUCAAACAGCACUACACUACGCGUCCAAAUUUGUCAUGCGAAACAAGCAAAGUUGGCCGAUUUGUCUAGCAGAUUUUCCAUCUUGACUCUGGUGUGGGUACGUUUUUACUCAGGAUAGGACAGCGACAGUCACGAGUAUGUCGAGGUCGAGGUAACGGACGAUGAGGACGACGACGAGGAAGAAAAUCAACAGCAGCAGGGGUAAAUGAAACGAAUCUUCAUCACGAUGUUGAAGAGGAGCAGUUCCGAACAUAAUAAAUUGGCUAGUGCUGAUCCUGAUGUCCCGGAUAGAAGAAGAUCUAUCAAAUUCGAGCUGCAAGUUGGUCAAACGACACGACCGAUCAGGCUACAUUGAAGAUGCACUCGACAGCACAAAAAGGCGACCGACACGAGGACCCGUAAAUAAUGACUGUCCAUAAUUUUUCACAAGAAUACAGCAAAUUUUGAUUCCAAAAUAUUGAGUGAUUUGAGCCCUUGAGCUCAUGAAGAUGUGACGACGUAUGUACCGACUUAUUUUCCGCUUUUCAUCUACUGAUUCGUGAACACCUAGACUACGAAAAAUUCACAUCUGUCUAUCAGUAAAUAAUAUUACACCAGUUUUAUUCAAUACCUCAGCACAAAGUAUCUUUUUAUCAUUUGUUUUUCGGGUAGAUAGCACCUUGCUCACUUCUCAAUCUCUGUGGUAGGGUAAAUGAUCCAAAUUUGGCGAGGAUUUUUCCAUUUCCUGUCGCACGGGUCUAAUUUUUCGAAGGAGGCAUGAAAACAGUGAACUUUUCUAUAAAUUUUUCGUCAUUACAAUGUCAAUCGUAUUGCCGUACCCCCUGGCAAUGAAAGGAGUGAGAGUUUAUGUAAGUUAAAGUGUAGUGCUUUUCUUGGCUGCACCCCGAAGUUGUAAAGCCACUUUCUGAUAUGUACUGCCCAACCCCUUGAUGAACUGGUAGUCUGCCUAGGCAAAAUUUCCCAUGAUUUCAGCUACAACUUCGUAGAUUUACCCCGGCACGUACAUGCUACAUACCAUAUUCGCCUACCAGCCCUCGCGCAUGGACAAAACCUAAUACUCCGUCUUCCCUAUUAUUUGAUUCACUAUUUUUCGCCUCAGAGAAAUCAUUUUUCACCUCUGACCUUUGUUGAUUCACGGAUGUUGGGAUUUCAAUGUCAACAGCUCCGGGGCUGCUCUCAUCGAAAUGGCCUAUGUAGUGUAUUACAGCGAGAGAUGAAGAAGUGCUGGCAUGAACAAGAUCACCAGCAUCACAGCGACCUCAUGUUUUUCUAAGAAUUUGGAAACGAAACGAACACCAGACUUUCAAAUUCUCUUUACCGCCGAAGCAUAUUCUUAGCAUCCGGCCACCUCGUACUUCGAAAAAACUUCAAAAAGACUUCAAAGAUGAGUUCAGUGCGAGUUCAAUACGAACGCCGACAAAAUCCUAUACUUAUCAUAAAGUCAUUUGACCUGUUGCAAAAUCGAAGAGAGCCAGCGUUUCUGUCGAAAGUCAGCUGACUUUGCGUGGAGUUUGCAAUAACUCAAAUGACUUUUUGCGGAAUUUGCACCAAAAAAAGUCAAUUGACUUUGUGCUAAUUUCAAGACAAGUCAAAUGCCUUUUUCUGAAUUCGGCUCAUUUCACAGACAGGCAGCAAAAGUUUGAAGAAUGUGCCCAAUUUUUUUGCAGAAGUCAGUUGACUUUUCUGGAAAUUAGCAUAAAGUCAAUGGACUUUUUUUGAUGCAAAUUCCGCACAAAGUCAUUUGACCUUGCCUGGAAGUUGUCAAAAGUCAAGUGACCUGUGCCCUUUUUGAAGUCAACGGAUUUGGGCAAAUUAUUGAACUCGGAUUAGACUCGUAAUGAACUCGCUUUUGAACUCGUGCUCCGGUCUUUUUGAAAACUCUAAAAGUACGAGGUGGUCCCGUGCUAA